Dimorphilus gyrociliatus is the source of this 2361-nucleotide messenger RNA. The record is from the annotation of a GenBank genome assembly. NCBI's taxonomy places the organism in Eukaryota, Metazoa, Annelida, Polychaeta, Dinophilidae.
AAAAGCGAUAUUUGUGACAAGCAGUCUCUCGUUUUAUUCACAGUUGUGAAAAUGAGAUAUCUCUUGAAGCUUUUUAUUGUUAUAAUAAGUGUCUCUACAUCGUUAUUAACUUCGAAUUUUGAUCAAGCUCAAAAAGAUGAAUUCGUUAUUAAACAUAAUACUUUAAGAUCAGGAGAAGCUGGUUCAAAUUUAUUAAAAAUGCGUUGGGAUGAUACUAUAGCAGCUAAAGCUCAGGAAUUAGCCGAUAAAUGCGUUUUUGAACACGAUUUGACCUCCAAUCUAACUGGUACCUUUAGUAAUGUUGGACAAAAUAUUUUUGCUGGAUCAGGUUCUCUUGAUGUGUCGUAUGCCGUUCAAUAUUGGUUUGAUGAAAAAUAUAAUUUUACUUUCGGUAGUCCUUGCACAUGUUCAAAAGUUUGUGGUCACUAUACACAAGUUGUCUGGUCUGAAAGUUAUGCUAUUGGAUGUGGUUUCAAGGAGUGUUCCCCACUAAAAAAUAGUUCUAAUAAUGAUCUAUACGGUGGGUCCACCGCACACUUUAUUGUUUGUAAUUACGGUCCACCAGGAAAUACUCAAAGUUGUCCGUACAAUCAAGGAAACCCUUGUUCUGGUUGCGGUAUAGGCAAGACGUGUGAAACAAAUUUAUGCGUUGACACGGUAACAACAGCAGCGACAACAGAGGCAACAGAAGCAGCAACGACAGCAGCAGCAACAACAGCAGCAACAACAGUAGCAACAUCAGCUACAACAAAAGCAGAAAUUGCAACAACAGCAACAAGUCAAACAACAGCAGGAAGUGAAACAACAGUCGGAACACUGUCAACAACCGCGACUAAAGAUGCGAUAACGACAGAAGAUGGUACUACCGCCCUCGAGGGACAUACUACCCAGGAAACGACCACUGCAGUAGGUGGUGGAGGCACAACGUCCACUGUUACUUUUGUUAAGACGUCGGCGGUCACAGAUUCUACUGGCACGACUAGGAAGAUUACAAUGUCAACAGAAAAAGGCGUUACCAGUCAGAGCACACCUGUUCAAACUGAGACAGAGACUUUGGGAGGAUCAGUAACUACCAUAGGUGGAACAAAUACAGCCUCAACCCACAUAGGAGGGAAAGAAACUACUUCUUUUGUUACAACUGCGACAAAUAAGGUUACAGACAAAACAUCGACAGACGGACAAACCACAGGAAAAGCAGGUUCAAUAUCAACAAAGGCGGCAACAGCAGCGGAUAAAACAACAAAAGAGAUAACUACAAAAGUGGAAACAACAGCGUUACCCAUUACUCAGAAAACUUCAAAGACUACCGCAACAGUUAAAGAAAAUCCAACCACAGUCAAAUCGACAGAAAGUCCAACAACAGUUAAACCAACAGAAAGUCCAACAUCUACAGCCAAACAAAAAGAAACCACAACUGCUGAAGAUGUUACAACUGUGGGAAAGAAUGAUGAAACUACUAAAGCCAGAAUUCUCGUCGAACAAACAACUGUUGAUGACUCACAGCCAUGUUCAGUCUGGACUUAUCUUUGUAAAAAUGGGGGAAAAGUUUGGGCAGAAAUAAAAUCAGCUAUUAAACUGAGUGUAAAAAAGGGAGUUAAUGGUUAUUGUAGAGAAAAUGUUCACGAAUGUUGUCCUGACAUCGCGCAAACUGAACGCUACGCUUCAACUUUGUUGGCCUUCACUGGUGAGGAUGGAGUAAAGAUUGCAGAUGGAUAUCCCGAAGAAAAGAGUCCUGGUUUGCACGUAAUGAUUUUUAUAGAAGUAGAAGAAACGAACGAAUUAUGCCUGGAAGCCUUAAAGAAUCCGACACGAAGAAAGAGAGCAACUACAAAAAUAGUUUUGCCCCAGGAAACUUUACAAAAAAUUUUGGAAAAAUAUACGGGAAGCAUUAAUCAAACCCUUCUUAAUAACACAAAUGCAUCUUUAUCGAGUAUUGAUAAACCCACAUUGGAGAAAGAUAUUGAAAAAGAAGAGGCAUCAAAUGCUAUUAUCUAUGUGAUGGUUACGAUUAGCAUUGUUGUUCCAUUGAUUAUCGCUGUCAUCGUAGCUUUUCUCUGUUAUUGGCAACAAAAGAAAAAAGGAUUAGUUGAGAAAGACGCUUUAUCUACUGAAUACGCAUCGGAUGUACCAACUAUACGAAAAAGAAUGGACCCAUAUAGUAGAUCGUAUUUGUUUGGACGUUAAUUUGAACGUAUAUAUCUAGGGAGGAAAGGGGAAGGUGAUAAAAGUUAAAGAAUAGGCCUGGUAUUGCAGUCACUUUUCCCUUCUUAAUAUAAAAUCAGAAACAAUUGAAAAUCGAAUCUAUACGUUUCUGGUAUUGAAGAGAAGCUAAGAAAAAUACAUAAAAAUAGAAUAUAAAAG